GAUCGUCCCAUCGGGGGCGCUGCUGGGCUGACAACCAGCAACCGGUAUCGGAUGGCUGGGGGGUAUUCACUCAUCUGAUCAGAUGAUACUCCUCACGGACAAGAACGAGAGUCAAGCAGUGUGUGACAAGUGCCCGGCGAAGCUCAGUGUGGUUCCCCUCACCGAUCAUCGUCGCCUCCCCACGACCCAAGGAAUGGUCCCUCUGCUGGAUUAAGGUGCGCCCCUAAGCUUGGUGGCCAUCGUCUCACUUUUCUGGUUCCCUUUCACCCCCACUCGCCCUCCCUCUCGUCCCUUUCCCUUCUCCUCUCGCCCCCCCUCCCCUCUUCCUUCCUUCGCGUGAUCGUGAAUUUUCUCUUCCAUGGAGGCUGUCGCGACAUCUGUCCCGUCCCCCACGGCCAUCCUGGUGUGUCCAAUUCCAUGGUCGUAGAAUCCAAUCAGUCGGGCAUGGCCGACGUGCCAUUGAAGGCCAACCUUCCCCGGAAAAGCGCCUUUUCCUGUGAGGCUUGUCGCAAGCGAAAGGUGAAAUGCAACGGAGCCAGUCCGUCAUGCUCGCGAUGUGCGGCACGCGGCGAGGUGUGCGUCUAUAGUCUGGCUCCAACCUUAUCUUAUACCAAGCAGCUGGAAGCACGCGUCGCGCAGCUGGAAGAUGCUCUUUCCAAGCUACGAAACCAAUCACCUCCGGAGCCGGUACUGCGGAAAGGUGCUUCCCCGGCAUCUCCGGGUACGUCCAGCGCCAGCCCGGGCAUCCGAACUCGCAUCAAAGAGGAAGAGGAAGAAAACGAAAGUGAUCUCGCUAGAGACUUCGAGGGUCUCAAAGUCGAACACGACGGUCGAAUAUCUUUCCAUGGCCCGACCAGUUUAUUUCAGCUCCCGAGUGGCCUCCUAAGCGAAACCUCGUCGACAUCCCCUCUAGCUAUGCAACUGGAGGGACGGAAAGAAAGGCUCAUCAACAAUGCAUGGCGGGAGCGGGCUUUUGAACAGAUGGCUACUAUGCCUGAACCAUUCCAGUAUUUGCUCGAUUCACACUGGUGCUGGAUUCAACCACUUUUCGGCUUCGUCUAUCGACCUACAUUCACUCGUGAUAUGAAGAUUAAUGGCCCCUAUUACUCCGAUGCCCUAUUGAAUGCGAUUCUUUCCCACUCCGUACGAUGGUGCAAGACAGAGCCCAGGAUUGGGCCCAUUCUGGAUUCGUUCGAAGGCGGGGCACAGUUUUCCCACCGUGCCGUAUCAGGCCUAUACGACUCGCUCAAAGCCGGUUAUGUCGGUAUUCCAACCAUUCAGACACUACUUCUUCUCAGUGCGCAAGAGUGCGGGAGAGGCAACCGGACUCAAGCGUGGUUGUACAGCGGAAUGGCCUUUCGGAUGCUGGAUGACCUUGGAAUAUCCAUCGAUAGUCGCAAGUAUUCUGACAGUGCUCAUCUCAGUGACGAGGAUAUUGAGCUCAGAAAUCGUCUCUUCUGGAGUUGCUAUUUCUGGGAUAAGCUGAUCUCAUUAUACUUCGGCCGAUCUCCGACCAUGCAGCACUCUCGGGUCAGCCCUCCAAGAAUGAUAUUGGAUGAUACGGCCGAGGUUGAGAUUUGGACUCCUCAUGGCGUCGUUUUCCCCGAUGGAACUCACUAUCCGCCCACUCAGGCCCAUUCUACAUCGUGCUUCAUGAAGAUGUGCGGACUGGCAGAGAUCCUCAACCAAAUCCUCAUCCACAUCUACGAUCCUAUCCGACAAGUGUCGGAGAUGGAGUUCUACAACUGCAUCCAGGAACAGGCCGCAAACCUAGCUGAUUGGUGGGAGGAGCUUCCCGAUUAUCUGAAGCUCCAGCCUAUGGACAUUCCUCCCUAUGCUCCGCCCAGUCACAUUGUGACCCUGAAUUGCCUUUAUCACACCAUUAACAUCCUCCUCCACCGCCCUGUUCUCUGCUCCAAAUCAAACCGCGAAGCCUACGACAAAAGUCACUUAGUCCAAUGCAUGACUUCAGCGACUACUAUCCUGUCCCUGUUCGAUUUGUAUCGUCGUACUUUCGGGGACAGUCACGUGGUCCUCUCCCUCGCUUAUAGUGUGUACACUGCAGCAUCUAUCUUCUUGCUCGAAAUCCAGGCCCUGAAAUAUGCUGCUCCGGGGACUCUCGACAAACUCAAAUACUGCAUCUAUGCACUGGAGAGGGUGAAGGGGUCAAAUCCUGUGAUAAUCACAGCUCUAAGCCUCGUCUACCAGGAAAUGCAGAAACUUCAAAUCGAUCUCCAUAUAGUACUUCCCACUUCUGAAUCCGAACAACCUCAACAACCACAAUCUCAGCCCCAGCCGCAACCCCAACCGCCACUCCACCAACGGUCACGAACCCAUCACAGCCACUCUCCUUCCCAACAUCAUGCAUCAUCCCCCGUGAACCUCGCCGAUACCUCCCGUCGCGUUUCCCCUGUGCAGCAGCAACCCCAACAAACCGACCACCCCAUAAAUUCCAUGCACACUGCAGGCAUGACCUCCACAGCUCCAAUAAUGUCAGGGUAUACCUUCCAACAACCAGUUGCCGACUUUGAGCUUUCGCAGACGAACGUACCGCCGAUGACCACGGCACAUCUCUUAGGCGGGAUGCCAAAUGCCAUGCUAACGCUGGAUAAUCCGGGUUCCUACGAGAUCACGCCGGAAGUGUUUGAAGCGUUCUCGUAUGCAGAGCCUAUCACGACGAACAUGACGCCUGCAGUUGAUUACGGGUGGGAUCGGCAUUAAUUCCGGGACAGAAACCAAGCAAUGGGCUUCUAGAUGUCCGCUUAUCAGAGAAACGGUCUGGUAAUUAAGUUAGAGCAGUUGGACAUGUCUAAUCAACCAAUUUUUGUACUCUUGCAUGUACACUUGUGAUUCACCUCUUGACUAUAAUCCAAUCUAUCUCUAUACAUGAACGGGAAACU
Molecule: messenger RNA, 2900 nt
Organism: Aspergillus ibericus CBS 121593
Lineage: Eukaryota; Fungi; Ascomycota; Eurotiomycetes; Eurotiales; Aspergillaceae
Product: putative C6 transcription factor
Exons: 7
Coding region: 418-2721 (767 amino acids)
Biological process (GO): regulation of DNA-templated transcription; DNA-templated transcription
Molecular function (GO): DNA-binding transcription factor activity, RNA polymerase II-specific; zinc ion binding; DNA binding
Source: RefSeq, a predicted model, not a curated record